CCUUGAUUGACUGGGCCUGGGUUUAUAUCAUAGCUAGCUGACUGAACUUGGGAAAAUCUGGACCCUGAGUGAAUUGAUAUUUAAACCCUUGAUUCCUCUUCCUCUUCCUCUUCCUCUUAUCUAGUAAUCCAAGAUUACCUACCUACAUACCACAUUCUAUACCUAUUCUAUAAUCCUCAUAUACCUACUUUAUCCACCUAAACCUACCUACAUCCUUCAAAUCAAUUUUUGAAGAAAUAAAGGGAUUGAAAAUGUCCGCCCCCAACGCCGGCCGCCAAUCGCCCUCCCCCGAGCGCCAAUCCGGCGCCCAGCAACAAGACCCUCCCUCGCAGGGCAAAGCCCAGCCUCAAUAUGCGCCGCCCGAACAUGACGUCCAGGAUCAGGCGGCCCAGACGGCUGGAUUGUCCAGUAACCCCAAGCAUCCGUUGGAGGAUAUAGAGAGUGCGAAAAUCGGCGGCUCCCUCUACCCCCACCUCGACGCCUCCUCCUUCAUCCUCUCCCAAAUCCCCCACAACCCCGACACCACCGGAACCAUCACUCCGUCCUCGCUCUCUCUCGCCUACCAACUCUCCAACAUCUACUUCCUGCUCGCGCUGCUCGGCGUCGCGCUGAUCCACAGCACCUCGGAGCCCAAAGUCCUGAGAAACUACCUGGUGUGUUUGGCGGUGGCGGAUCUCACGCAUAUUCUGGCUGCGGGGUGGUCCAUGGGGUGGGAGCGGUUCGUGGAUGUGGCGGAGUGGAAUGCGCUGACGUGGGGGAAUGUGGGUGUUACGGCGGCACUCUUUGGGUCUAGGAUGGUGGUGCUGGGGGGUGGGUUUGGGGGUGUGGGUGGUGGUGAGAAGGUGAAGAGGAAGGGACAGUGAAUUUGGUUCUAUUGAUGUACAUACAGUGUAGGUAGUAUGGGAUGGAUAGAUGGAUAGAUGGAUAUCGGGGACCCGGGGAUUAUCAAUCGCCGUUGUAAGUAGUCAGUCACACUAGUCAGUAGACAACUAAACAG
Aspergillus piperis CBS 112811 is the source of this 997-nucleotide messenger RNA. RefSeq lists its product as uncharacterized. Bases 252 to 863 code for a protein of 203 amino acids. The record is from RefSeq and is a predicted model, not a curated record. Lineage: Eukaryota; Fungi; Ascomycota; Eurotiomycetes; Eurotiales; Aspergillaceae. The transcript has 3 exons.